AUGGCUGAAGAAGAUUUCGAGAUUGAUAUCUAUGGCGACGCAAGCAACGAUCACCAGCAGGAUGACCACCGAGACGAUGGUAACAACCAAGACUACCAUCAAGGCGAUCAUCGACAAGACAGCCACGAUGAUCAAAAUAUGGAUGAUCACCAUGCCCAGGACAGCCACGCACGCGAGAGCUUUGAUUCCAACCACCAAGCAUCCGGCUCUCAGCAAGGGACUAAAAGAAAACAAGAAGAGGAUGACCGACCGGUUGAUCAAGCCGCCACAACAUCGCUUAUGAUAUCAGAACUGAACUGGUGGAACACGGACGAUGAUAUUCGAGGCUGGGCUCGGGAAGCUGAUUGCGAGGAUGAAAUCAAGGACAUCACUUUCAGCGAACAUAAGGUCAACGGUAAAAGCAAGGGACAAGCGUACGUCGAGUUCUACUCACCUCAGGCGUCAACAGCCACCAAACAUCGUAUUGAACAGGUUCUGGCUGAAAGCCAAGGCGCCAAAAAGGUCACGUUGGCCUAUUGGGCCCCCAACAUCAAUCCCUUCAAGACCCUUCCCAAGGACGCACCUGCCAGGGGCAAGGAUCAAAGCCGUGCGCCGUCUGGCUACAACGACCGCAGCAACAACAUGGGCGGCAACUUUGGUGGUUCUGGUGGUGGUUUCAGAGGAGGCAGGGGCGGCUACAACCGUGGCGGUAUGAACCAAGGAGGAUAUAAUCGCAAUUUCAACAAUAACAACAACAACAUGGGGGGAUUCAACAACAAUAUGGGUGGAGGAUAUAAUGGACCCAUGGGAGGCGGCGGUAACUUUGGCUUCAACAACCGCGGCGGCAUGAUGGGAGGCGGCAUGCGAGGUGGCCCUGGAGGUAUGCGAGGUGGCCGAGGAGGCGGCAUGAUGAACAUGAACCCCAUGGGUGGAAUGCCUAUGGGCAUGCCCGGCAAUAUGGGCAUGGGUAUGAUGGGCCCGAACGGCAUGCCUGGUUUUCAAGGCAUGCCACCCAACUUCAACCCUGGCUUCGGGUUCAAUCAGAACCAGGGCGGAGGCGGCGAUUGGGGCAACCCGCAUGGAGCCAAACGGCCUCGACCAGAGUAG
This is a messenger RNA of Fusarium coffeatum, 1086 nucleotides long. RefSeq lists its product as uncharacterized. Bases 1 to 1086 code for a protein of 361 amino acids. Lineage: Eukaryota; Fungi; Ascomycota; Sordariomycetes; Hypocreales; Nectriaceae. The transcript has 3 exons. Gene Ontology annotation, cellular component: mRNA cleavage and polyadenylation specificity factor complex. Gene Ontology annotation, biological process: mRNA alternative polyadenylation. Gene Ontology annotation, molecular function: mRNA binding. The record is from RefSeq and is a predicted model, not a curated record.